This is a messenger RNA of Fusarium odoratissimum NRRL 54006, 789 nucleotides long. RefSeq names its product syntaxin 7. The transcript has 2 exons. Gene Ontology annotation, biological process: intracellular protein transport; Golgi to vacuole transport; vesicle fusion. Bases 1 to 789 code for a protein of 262 amino acids. The record is from RefSeq and is a predicted model, not a curated record. Lineage: Eukaryota; Fungi; Ascomycota; Sordariomycetes; Hypocreales; Nectriaceae. Gene Ontology annotation, cellular component: endomembrane system; SNARE complex; membrane. Gene Ontology annotation, molecular function: SNARE binding; SNAP receptor activity.
AUGUCGUACGAUCUCGAAUCCGGGCGCCGCGGCGGCGGCUACAGUGACGACCCUGCUUUCCAAGAACUUCAAUACGAUCUCAAGAGCAAGCUUCAAACCCUCCUCAGCAGCAAUCGAAAGCUCGCCAACGAUGUUAAUGUCUUGGGAACACGAAAGGAUACCCCGCGCCUGCGGGAACGAGUCCACAACAGCAUGGAUAAGACGAGAGAUAUGUGCAGAGAGAUCGGCGAGGGCGUCAAGCGUCUUCAAACUUGGGAAGAAUUGACAAAACAACAAAAGUACGAGCAAACAAAGGUCUCGAGCGACUUCCAAGCAGCGCUCCAAGAAUUCCAAAGCCUUCAGCGAAAAGCCCUCGAAAAAGAGCGCGCAUCCGUUACCGCCGCCCGUGCGGCACAGGAGGGCGAACACGCCGAAGGUCCCCAGUCUGGCAAUCAGCUUGAGCAACUACAGCAACAAGAACAAGCCUCCCAGCUCGCACCCCAAGACGAGGUCGACUUCCAGGAAGCCCUGAUCAUUGAGCGCGAGGAGGAGAUCCGCAACAUUGAGCAGGGUGUCGGCGACUUGAACGUUCUCUUCCGACAAGUGGCGCAAAUCGUCAAUGAGCAGGGAGAGCAGCUUGGAACGAUCGCAGACAAUGUUGAGAACGUCCGCGACGACACGCGGCAAGCUGAUGUUGAGAACCGACAGGCCGCGCGGUAUCAGAAGGCAGCCCGCAACAAGAGCUGCUGCCUGUUGCUGAUCCUCGCCGUCAUUUUGACCAUUGUUAUUCUGGCUAUUGUCCUUGACUAG